AUGGAUCAAUAUAUGGGAUCUCAGAAGUUAGCAAGAUAUACAUAUUUACAUCCAGGCCCAAGUGGACCGUUCCUCGAAUUAAAAAAUGAGCCAAUGAAACCUCCAUCACCGAGUACUUCUGCAUUGUUACAACAUAAUCCAAGUUUAAUUGACCAGCGUGCGUUUCGCUUACACGAAAUUUUUGAAAAUAGUUCCACAUCGAACAAUUUAAUUUAUAAACCACUUCUGACUUCACAAAAUCUUUAUUUUUGUAUACCGUCAAUGACUCAAACGGAUUAUUCACCUGAAACAAGUGGUUCAAGUACCAAAUCGACAACACUUCAUGAAUCUACAUCAUCACCGAUCAGCUCUGCAGGUGAUUGUACUCCAAAUGUCUCUUCUUGUGCAACGACACCUUGCUCCAGUCCAAGAGUCAAAAACGUUUUUCAAGACAACUUAUCACUCGAUGCAAAUUGUAUAAAAGAUUCACCAUUGGCGUUCACAAAUGGAAAACGUGAAAGUACGGAAAAUCAUUUCAAUGGCGAAUCAUUCAAUACUACCGUUAAAACCGAACCGAUUUCAACUGAUACUUUGAUUACACCAAUCGAUAAUAAAUCUAUGUCAAUGAUUCUAACGAAUCACUCUUAUGCAUCACCGAUUCUUCAUCGUCUCUUAACGUCUCCAGCCAAGGCCAACGAAACAUCUGUUGUACAAAGUACUUCUGAACCUAUGAACCAUACCGUGAACAACAAAAGUCCGCAAUAUCAACCAAGAUAUUCACCACACUACGCAGAGGAAAGGCAAGUCAAACCAGUAUUUCCAUCCAUGGAUACUUUCAAAAAGAAUUCUAAAUCGUUGCAACAGUCAUGCCGUUCACCGGUCUUCGCUCGACGUUUUCCUGAUAAAAUCAAAUGCAAAAAUAAAACUAACAAUGCUAUUUGUCAAUAUGAUUCGGAAACAAAACCGACGGCAUUGCUUUCAUUAGAUACAAAUGGAAUGUCAACUGAUAACAACAUCCAUGCAGAUACCUCUCCAACGAACAAUCAAAAACGAUCUUUAGAUACAUCCGCAAUAUCUGAACAAGCUUUAGUCAAACGUCGACAGAAUAAGUCAAUACCAAUAACCAAAGUUCAACAAAACUACUGCAUCUCAUAUCCACAGACGGUUCCUCGAUGUGUUGAUUGUCAAACAGCUAACCCCGAUGAUCUAUCGUCACAUCUAGCUGGUUGUCGAUUCCAGUAUUGUCGAACAUUAAAAUAUUCUGGCGACAACAUCUAUGAGAUCGAAGGAUUUACAACAGCAGCGAAUGCUACACCACAAGAUAUUGAAUCUCUAUGCACACCGAAUACUAGUGGUCAACCAGCUCUGAAUCUCCCUGAUGCUAAUUAUAUUUUCAUGCGUAUAGCAAAAGUAUUCUGUUUAAUGUUUCAUCACGAACAAAACGAACGAUCGGCACACAAUGAAAAAAACAUUAUCUGGAAAAAGUACGUGGCAGGCUGGAGAGAAGUGUGUGAUGAAUGUUAUACAACAUUGUUUAAUCAUCACUACAUGUGUAAAGAAUGUGGAUAUAUGACAUGUAUUGAAUGCUAUAACCAAUUGUCUCAAUUAACCAUCGAGAAACGAAAAAAAUUAAAACGUGCUUGCACUCAUGAUGAUCCAUUUUCUCUGUCAGAAUUUAUUCCAUGGUCAGUUAUGCUCAAGUUACGUAAUGGUGUUGUUGACUAUUUAAGUCGAUUAAAACUUGAUUAUACACUAAAAUUAUACAAUUCAGCUAAGAGCGAACACCUUUCGGCAUUUCUGAAGAGUUUGAAAAUGAAACGAUCACAUGAUGCUCGCGAUGUACAAAAGAAGUGGUCGUCGAGUGAUUGUAACAAUGAUUCAAAUAUUGAGUUUUAUUGUAAUGGUCGCUUGCCGGUCUUUAAUGAAUGGAUUAGUGAGAAUGCAAAACAAUUUUUUCGAAAAGUUUGGUCGACGAGUUGUCCUGUACUUGUGAAACAAGUGCACAAGAAUUUAUCGAAAACGUUAUGGCAGCCCGAAGCAUUUAAAGAACAUAUGAUCGAUCAUCGUGAAACACCAGCUUUAUGGGAUUGCGAAACAUUAAUACCGAUCUUAACUGAUGAGACCAUUUUAACUAACUUUUGGGAUGGAUUUGAACGUUUGAAUAUUCGAUUACGAGAUGAACAACAUAACGGUCGGCCAAGAAUCUUGAAAUUAAAAGAUUGGCCGACGAAAAAAGAUUUUGCUUCUGUUUUUCCUGUACUUCUCCACGAUCUGAUGAACAAUAUUCCAUUUAGCGAAUAUACGAAACGAUCAUAUGUACAUAACGGUGUUACAUAUCAUGGUGGAGCAUUGAAUAUAGUCGAACGAUUACCAUCAUGUUUGCUUAAACCCGAUCUCGGACCAAAAUUGUAUAUUGCUUACAGUCAGCUUACAAGUCAAGCCACAAAGAAAGCCGGAACAACUAACCUUCAUAUCGAUGUGUCAGAUGCUGUCAAUGUACUUGUCUACGUUGGCAUAGGUGGUCAAGGUGAUGAUGGAGCCGAUAAAGAAGAAGAAAUUCGACAAGUUGAAGCCGAAAUAUUGGAUUCAAAUAUUGAUGAAGCCCAGUUACAACGAUUGAGAAAUGGGGAACGACCAGGUGCACUCUGGCAUUUAUUUCGUUCUGAUGAUGCGAAAAAGAUUCGUGAAUACAUUGGACGAGCGCAUCGAAAAGCACCUGGUUCUGAUACUAUACACGAUCAAACAGCUUAUCUCGAAAAAGAAGAUUUAGAAAAAUUACGAGAAUGGAGUAAAGUCGAAUCCUAUCCAAUUCUUCAGUUUUUAGGCGAUGCUGUUUUUAUCCCAAGUGGAGCACCUCAUCAAGUGAAAAAUCUACAUUCGUGUAUCAAAAUAGCCGAGGAUUUCGUAUCACCCGAAAACCUCGAUCGCUGCUUAAUUACAACGAACGAAUUUCGAAAUUUAUCUGAAACGCAUACUAAUCAUGCUGAUAUAUUACAAAAGAAUGAGGUGCAUAUUCGAUCAGGAAGGACAUUUGUUCAUGUCAAUAUCGUCUUCGCCGACGAUGAUGAUGAGUUGGCGCCUGACCAAACAUAUUCCGUUUCGGAACAGACGGGACCGGUCCUACCGGACCGACAGGUGCAUAGCCAAAUUCCACGUUAUAAGCUUGAUUUAUCAAUGGAUUAUUGUUUGGUGCAAUUCCUCGAUUGUGUGAUGAACUGA
Molecule: messenger RNA, 3198 nt
Organism: Adineta ricciae
Lineage: Eukaryota; Metazoa; Rotifera; Eurotatoria; Adinetida; Adinetidae
Source: the annotation of a GenBank genome assembly